Molecule: messenger RNA, 1543 nt
Organism: Impatiens glandulifera
Lineage: Eukaryota; Viridiplantae; Streptophyta; Magnoliopsida; Ericales; Balsaminaceae
Product: ankyrin repeat-containing protein ITN1-like
Exons: 2
Coding region: 22-1422 (466 amino acids)
Molecular function (GO): protein binding
Source: RefSeq, a predicted model, not a curated record
GAUAUAAUUCAAUAUUCAUAGAUGGAGAUAAAACAAGGAAAAGAUCAAAGACUAUUUGAUGCUGCAAAGGAAGGCAAUGUUGCCUCUUUGAAUAGGCUAAUCCAAGAGGACCCUCUCAUACUAGAUCCUUACACCAUCUAUACUUUUCACGAAACCCCUUUACACUUGGCUUCUAUGUUUGGGCACUUGGACUUUGUCAAAUCGAUUCUAGCUCUCAAGCCUGAGUUGGCUAAGGAGCUCGAUUCGCGAAGCUUGACACCUCUCCAUCUUGCAUCAGCCAAAGGGUACAUAGAAAUCGUGAAAUCUUUGCUACAAGUAAACAAAAACAUGUGUUUUGCACUUGAUCAGAACGGGAUGAAUCCAUUACACUUGGCAGCAACAAAGGGUCGUGUCAAUGUUUUAAGAAAGCUCGUUGAGGCUGAACCGGAGGCAGCUAGGGUCAAACUAGAUGAGGGAGACACAAUCUUGCAUAUUUGUGUGGAGAAUAACAAGAUGGAGGCUUUGGAAAUGUUGGUGCAAAGGGUUGGGGAUAAAGAGUUUUUGAAUUCAUUUGAUGCUCAUGGUAAUACUAUUCUACAUUUGGCUGUGGCUAAUAAGCAACUUGAGAUUGUAAGAUUUUUGGUUGGUAACACCAAUAUAGAGGUUACCACACAAAACUCCUUGGGCCUCACACCAAUUGAUAUUUUAUCUCAUAGUAGAAGACAUGUCAAAGACAUGAGCAUUUUCGAGUCUCUCCAAUCUCGGGGAGUAGAAAACAAUCAAGUUAUUGGUUCCCAUAAUUCUCAGUUUUCGAUUAAAUCGACAAGCUUAAGAAAGAAAGACAUGAAUCCUGGUAUACCAAGUGAAUUAAUGUUGUCUGAUAAAGAGAUAAAACGAGAAUGGGUGAAAAGAAAAAAAGAAUCUUUAAUGGUGGUUGCCUCUCUAAUUGCCACAAUGGGUUUCCAAGCUGGAAUAUACCCUCCUGGCGGUGUUUGGCAAGAGGACAAUGAUGGGCACACUGCGGGAUUAUCUGUACUGAAAGACAAAAACAAGGAUAGCUAUAUGAUAUUUUUAAUAUCGAAUACAAUAGGAUUCACAUCAUCUGUGAGUGUGAUAUUCAUGUCGAUAAGUGGAUUACCCUUUCGGAAUAAAUUGAUCAUGUGGCUACUCAUGAUGAUCUUAUGGGUGGCAAUCACUGCCACUGGUUUUACUUACAUGGUGGCAUUGUUUUUCUCCACCAGUAAUAAAGGCAAAGAUAUACUUAAUGACACUGACACUAAGGGUGGAGAUAUUCUAUUUUAUGCUGUAACUGCUUGGAUGGGGUUGAUGGUCCUUCUUUUCGUCGCGCACACAAUUCGCUUAAUUUAUAUUAUUAUGUCGAGGAGACCAACAGUUGGGAAUAAAAACAAGAAGAUGAGUGAUCAUAGAGUCAUUCAAGUUUGAUAUAUAUCUUUCAUCAUCUUACUAUAUAUGAAGAGUGUUCAAAUUAUUUGAUCAAUUACUUGAUAGAUUAAGUUGAUGUUUUAUUUCACUAUGUAUUAUCAAUGUUACUAUCCAAUGUCAC